This is a messenger RNA of Python bivittatus (Burmese python), 744 nucleotides long. NCBI's taxonomy places the organism in Eukaryota, Metazoa, Chordata, Lepidosauria, Squamata, Pythonidae. The record is from RefSeq and is a predicted model, not a curated record.
AUUUUAAUGUGAAAUAACAGCAAUAUCUCAAUAAGCAGUGAAGUGCUUAUCAAGUGAACUGAAAUAACUGCUGACUUCUACAUUCCAUGGAUCCUUUGGGCGCUCCUUCCCAUUUUGUGGAUAUUAAUACUUUGCCAGGAUGGUCUGAUCAUCAUGAUGAAGACCAAUCAAACAGCUCUCCAUUACCAGUGGAAGGGGGGAAAGUUGAUGUCCGAUCACCCUUCCCAUAUAGAGAAGAGAUUAAUACAAAGAUAAUAUUAUGGAGAGGCGACGUAGCAUUGCUGAACUGCACAGCCAUAGUAAACACCAGCAAUGAGUCCCUCACAGAUAAGAAUCCAGUGUCCGAAAGUAUCUUCAUGCACGCAGGACCUGACCUAAGGGUUGAACUACAGAAACUUAAAGGUUGUCGGACAGGGGAAGCAAAGCUAACCAAGGGGUUUAACCUUGCUGCCCGCUUCAUCAUUCACACUGUGGGACCCAAAUAUAAAAGUCGAUACCGAACAGCAGCAGAGAGCUCAUUGUACAGCUGCUAUCGCAACAUCCUUCAAUUUGCAAAGGAGCAAGCAAUGUCCUCAGUGGGAUUCUGCGUGAUAAACACUGUGAAACGAGGUUAUCCUUUAGCAGAUGCUACUCACAUAGCAUUGCGUACAGUCCGACGAUUUUUAGAGAUUCAUGGAGAAACCCUUGAAAAAGUAGUGUUUGCUGUUUCUGAUCUUGAGGAGGUAAAUUAUCUUGUUCAUGUUU